Molecule: messenger RNA, 1410 nt
Organism: Thamnophis elegans (Western terrestrial garter snake)
Lineage: Eukaryota; Metazoa; Chordata; Lepidosauria; Squamata; Natricidae
Gene: CTSO
Product: cathepsin O
Exons: 8
Coding region: 44-1015 (323 amino acids)
Cellular component (GO): lysosome
Molecular function (GO): cysteine-type endopeptidase activity
Source: RefSeq, a predicted model, not a curated record
AGGAGGGGCCAGGCAAAGCGAAAGGGAAAUCCGACGCGCUCUCAUGAUCCGAUGGCCGUGCGCGCUCUUAAUCCUGCUUCCCUUUCUUGGGGAUGGCUCCCGCUCCGAAUUUGCACCGGCAAAUCUCUCCCUCCCCUUUCGCAAUCCCAAGGGCAGCGAGUGGAAGAAAGAAAGCGCCUUGCGGGAAAGUAUUAAGAGGAUUAAGCAUUGGAAUUCAUUAUCCUUCGGUGACAAUAUUACUGCUUUGUACGGAAUAAAUCAGUUUUCUCACUUGUCUGCUGAAGAAUUUAAAGCUAUUUACCUACAAAGUAGGUCUUCUAAAGUUCCCAGAUAUGUACCUCAAGUUGCAUUACAAGGAACAGACUCACCCUUGCCACCAAAGUUUGAUUGGCGGGACAAGAAUGUUGUUACAGAAGUGAAAAACCAAAGACAGUGUGGUGCCUGCUGGGCUUUCAGUGUUGUUAGUGGAAUAGAAUCUGCUUAUGCAAUUAAAAGAAACACUCUGGAAGAACUCAGUGUACAGCAAGUCAUCGAUUGUUCAUAUAAUAAUUAUGGUUGCAAUGGGGGUUCAACUAUUAGUGCGCUGAGUUGGUUAAAUGAGACACACGUGAAACUGGUGAGAGAUUCGAAGUAUCCGUUUAAAGCUCAUGCAGGAUUGUGCCAUUACUUCAGACGUUCUGAUUUUGGAAUCUCAGUAACAGAUUAUGUUGCAUAUGAUCUAAGCAAACAUGAAGAUGAAAUGAUGAAGAUGCUGAUUAAAUGGGGUCCUUUGUCAGUAGUUGUAGAUGCUCUUAGCUGGCAAGAUUAUCUUGGUGGUAUCAUACAACAUCAUUGUUCUAGUGGGAAACAAAAUCACGCUGUGGUUGUAACUGGUUUUGAUAGAACAGGUGUCAUUCCCUAUUGGAUUGUACGGAACUCCUGGGGACGUACAUGGGGAAUAAACGGCUAUGCUCAUGUUAAAAUGGGUUCUAAUAUUUGUGGUAUUGCUGAUUCAGUUUCUGCUGUAUCUGUAUGAAUUAGCUUCUGAGGAUUUGUGGCAAAUAUUGCAGCCACUAGUUUAUAAUAUAGAAUUAAAAAAGGACUGUUGAGGUUCAGAUAACACCAAUCCUUGGAUCUGAGAACAAUCUUCCAGCCAGCUUCUCAAAAGUAGUUGUUGAUUUCACAGUUUAUCCCUUUUUUAUCUUUUAUAUUAUACUGGAAAACCAUUUGGGAUUAGAAGCAUAUUUCUGUGUAGUUUUUGCUUCUCCAUUUAUGAAUUUGAUUCAAAUUGAAUAGAAUCCUGCAAUAAUUGGAAUUGCCAAUUUGGAUAAUAGUAGGGGAUGGAAGUCUUUUAUACAUAUAUACCAUAUUUUUCGGAGCAUGACACACCAAGGUUUUGAAGAGGCAAAUUUAAAAAAAAGUUUUUGCACU